UGUGGUGCCGUGUCAGAGUCACUGUUGAGAGACGUCAGCUGUUCCGAACGUGAUGGCCAUGUUGAAGUGUUGCAUGAUGGUGGCGGUGGCGGCGGCCGUGGCGAUGGCCGCGCCCCAGGGUAACCAGUACCUGCCGCCCACGAAAGGCUACGACUACCCGAAGCCCAGCAACCCGUUCAUUACGCCGACAACCACUCAACGACCCACCACUCACCACGACGGAGGAGUCUUGCUGCCUGAAUCCCGCCCAGGCGCGCACGACCACCACCACCACCACGAGCCCGGCAUGCCCUUCGACUUCCAGUACGCCGUGAAGGAUGACCAGUUCGGCACCGACUACUCGCACAACGCCAUCAGCGACGGCGACGUGGUGCGCGGCGAGUACCGCGUGCAGCUCCCCGACGGCCGGCUGCAGAUCGUGCGCUACACCGCCGACUGGGCCACGGGCUUCCACGCCGACGUGCAGUACGAGGGCGAGCCCCGCUACCCGGACGGCCCCGCCCCCGGCUUCGGCGCGCCGGCUCCUGGCUUCGGUGGCGGCGCGCAGGGCCCCGCGCAGGGCGGCCGCCGCCCCGGAGGCUACUGA
Messenger RNA from Gryllus bimaculatus (two-spotted cricket), 586 nucleotides. Lineage: Eukaryota; Metazoa; Arthropoda; Insecta; Orthoptera; Gryllidae. The record is from the annotation of a GenBank genome assembly.